Messenger RNA from Varroa destructor (honeybee mite), 910 nucleotides. Its product is annotated as leukocyte surface antigen CD53-like. The record is from RefSeq and is a predicted model, not a curated record. Lineage: Eukaryota; Metazoa; Arthropoda; Arachnida; Mesostigmata; Varroidae.
UUAACCUAAUUUAAGGACUAAUAGGGUCGGGAACAAUGAUGCAGCACUGUAGCAGCAAGGUUGCUCAAACACUUUUGGUGGUCUUUAAUGCCAUUUUUCUAUUUUGUGGAACCGCCAUUGUAACCCUGGGCUUUAUUGAUGUCGAACACGAACGUUCGGUGAAGCAAAUACUUGAUGACGUUUCCGGAAUAAACGCAGCACUCGUGACAACAGGUGCCUUUGUCUGUCUAUUGUCGUCCAUGGGAUGUUGCGAUGCUUUAACUAAGAGCAAUUGUAUGAUUAGAACGUAUCUGUUAGCCGUCGUCUUCGUUAUUAUUUUACAGGUGGCUGUGGGUUCAAUUGUAAUCUACAAGGGGGACGAUCUCAAGACCUUUGUUAGACUGAAAGCAAAAGAGACGCUAAAGCAGAGGCGUGAUAACCACAUUAUUGCAGGCGCCUGGGACGAUAUACAAACAACGUUUGGGUGUUGUGGAGCUGACUUGCCGUCGGACUAUCCGCCUAUGCACUUGCCUUAGCUCGUCUCAUGUUGUGAUCUCGAAGGCGAUCAUAUAUGCGAACCCGAAACUGGUAGAUUUCAUAAGCGCGGCUGUUCGGUUGAAACUGAGAAACUUCUAACGGGUCAAUACAUCUAUUGGGGAAUAGGCGCAAUUGUUAUCGCAGCGAUUGAAGUGCUUGGGCUUAUCUACGCGUGCUGUCUUCAAAGCGCCAUUGAAGAGAGUCAAACCCUAACGGCGUAAUUUGAGGGAAGCCAUGAAGCGUCACUUCAGAAAUUCGUUGACUUGGACAGAAUGCUUAAACCUCAGUGGUGAACUCACACAGCUAUUUAGAUGUUUUAUUUUAGGCAUUAAGGUGCAUUAGCCUCAUUUGUCGCGUCGUAACAAAUGUGAGUUAUUUCAUGGCAAGUCGUACG